This is a messenger RNA of Labeo rohita (rohu), 7113 nucleotides long. It is a transcript of the gene mecp2, whose product is annotated as methyl CpG binding protein 2. Gene Ontology annotation, molecular function: double-stranded methylated DNA binding; chromatin binding; methyl-CpG binding. The transcript is spliced from 3 exons. The record is from RefSeq and is a predicted model, not a curated record. Bases 109 to 1719 code for a protein of 536 amino acids. Gene Ontology annotation, biological process: negative regulation of transcription by RNA polymerase II. Lineage: Eukaryota; Metazoa; Chordata; Actinopteri; Cypriniformes; Cyprinidae. Gene Ontology annotation, cellular component: nucleus; heterochromatin.
ACUCGCGUCCGAAGGAUGGUGUUGUGUUAGAGGGAGUGGGAGAGGAGGGUGAGGGGUACCCACAAAGAUGUUGCGUGAUUUUUUGGAAAUUUAUUUAUUUAAAUAAAAAUGGCCGCCGCAGAGAGCGGAGAGGAGAGACUAGGUGAGGACAAGAAUGAAGACCAGGAGGGCUCAAAAGACAAGACGCAGAAGCAGAAGAAAAACAAAAGGGAACGGCAAGAUGUGGAAAAACUCGAGGCCACAGUGUCCGUUCCUCCACCCCCGCCCCUCCUUACGCAGGGGGAUGUUGGACAACAGACGGAGGCAGGGAAGUCUGAACCCGUUGACCCUGAAGUUGGAGCUGCUCUCAGCGCUCCAGAAUCUUCCGCGUCGGCCAAGCAGCGGCGUUCCAUCAUUCGGGACAGAGGCCCGCUGUAUGACGACCCUUCACUGCCUCAAGGUUGGACGCGCAAGCUGAAACAGCGCAAGUCGGGGCGAUCUGCUGGAAAAUUUGAUGUCUACCUGAUCAACCCAGAAGGGAAAGCCUUCCGUUCCAAAGUGGAGCUCAUGGCGUACUUCCAAAAGGUGGGCGAUACCACCACGGAUCCUAAUGACUUUGACUUCACAGUCACAGGCCGAGGAAGCCCCUCUCGAAGAGAAAAGAGACCGCCAAAGAAGCCUAAAGUGGUCAAACCUUCCGGUCGCGGGAGGGGUCGGCCAAAAGGCAGCGGCAAGGUACGGCAGGCCACGGAAGGGGUGGCAGUAAAGCGCGUCGUAGAAAAGAGUCCAGGAAAACUCCUGGUAAAGAUGCCCUUUGUGGCCCCCAAAACUGAACCAGGGGCUCCAGCGGGGCAAGCGCCAGUUGCCAAAGUGCGCCGAGGGCGCAAGCGGAAAUCGGAGCAGGAGCCGCCGAGCACCCCCAAAAAACGUGGCCGCAAGCCAGCAGCCGCUUCGCAGUCGGCGGUGGGGACGGGAUCGGCCGCGGCCUACGCCGCAGCGGCCAUUCUCACCGCCGAGGCCAAGAAAAAAGCUCAGAAGGAGUCUUCCGUAAAGCCUGUUCAGGAGAGGGCGCUUCCCAUCAAGAAACGCAAAACCCGAGAGACUCUAGAGGAGUUGGAAGGAUCCACCACCUCCACGACGGAGACGUUCGCGCCGGGGAUAGCCAAACGACUGACUGCGUCAACUGUGACCCCUACAGGGGAGGAGGUAGAAACGGGACAGAAGUCUCACAAGCAUCCCGGCCGGAAGCAUAAAGAGGCGUCCGCGGAUCCGGGGAACGGCAGCGGCGGCAGCGGGUCGGCAACCGGCGGCAGCGGACCGAAGAGUCACAAGAAGAGAGAUCAGCGAGGGCAGCACUUUAAACACCACCACCAUCACCACCACCACCAACACCACCAUCUGCAGGCCAUGCCGCCCUCCACCUACACUCCGCAGGCUCACCAGCUCUCCCUGGGUCACUCCACGCAAGGGGGGCCGCCUGCGAGCACGGAAAACGAACCCCAGGACUUGAGCACCUCCAGGCCCAGAGCGGAGCACGUGGCCUGCAGGGAGGAAGCGAGAACUGAUAGGGACGCUCAGAACGCAAGCAAGAUGGCCUCCUCUGACCUGAGAGGGCAGCAGACGACUGUGACGGGGGACGGCAAGGAGCUGAGAGACAUUGUUCCUCCCUCCGCCGUCCCGAGGCCGAGCCGAGAGGAAACGGUCGAGUCCCGGACACCAGUGAGCGAGCCAGUGAGCUGACUGACUAAGUGGCUUCGCGUGCGAAGAGUCGGAGGCGGUCGCCGACGAGACGAGUGAUUUUUCGUUCUUUUUUACUGAGGAAAAAAGAAAAAGGAAACAAAAAUAUUCAAAAAUGUAAACGUACUUAAACAAAAGGCAGCUGUUGUGUCUCGUUCUCUCUGUGGGUUGGACGCGGGGCGAUAAUUCUCUUGCUUCCGGAUGAAUUCUCUGCUAACCUUUUUCUUUACAGUUUCCUUUGAUUUCCCACUAUAUCUUUGUAUUAGUAUAUCUUAGCACUCACCUAAACCAGUUAUUCCUUUGUCAGAGCUUGUAGGACGUAGAAACACACUCAAGUGGUAAUGGAUGCACAAGUCUCACGCCAUAGUUGUCGUAAAUCAAUGCUCUCGAAAGUACUAAAAUGCCUCAUAGUCAUGUCAUCUCAACCCUAGCGAAAAGGUGUCCUAUCAGUGUGUUCUUCCGUUUGCGAAGGGGCAAAUCCGACGGCGAGCCGAGGAGGAAAACAGGGCCACGUUUCCGAUCUCCACCUUUCCAUUUGAGUCGAACGCAGCUGUUGCAGCAUCCUCACCUUUGAAAUCAGACGCUAGCUUAACUCUGACAGAAAAGAACUUCCUAGUUGUGGGUGACAUUUCCAGCCUGUGAAGAUCAAUUGAAUUGGGAAGUAGUAUUUCCUUGGUGUUUUUAGCGCACACGUCUAUUAAUUACCAGUAGCUCGGUUAACCUAAUCACCUGUUUCGGCGGCGCCUGAGAAAAUGCGACCGGAGCUGAAAGCUCCGUUUUUCAUUUUCUCCGGUGGGCGAGAUAAAGCACAAAUGAAUUUGUUAGGGAAUAUCGAAAGCACAGUCCAGUGUAGCAUCUGGAGUAGAUGUCAACAGAAUACGAGAAAAGAUAUUUGUUAUGUUUACCUGCUUGUAUCCAUGAAGUACAAUUUAAAUAGUGGCCUUGUGUUCUUGCGACACAAAUCCCUAACAAAAAAAAAAAAAAAAAAAAAAAAAAAAAAGGCAUACCGGUUUCAAAUGUAGCUUUUGGUUUUAUUGUGUGUGUGGUUAUAGACUAAUCCCAUAGAGCUGCUGUUCUAAAAACGAUUCUGACAGGAAAGUUAAUAGAUGGCUAUAUUUAUAUAAUGUCUUGUCAGGCUGUAGCUGUGUCAAAUGCAUGGGUUGCUGAUGUUUGCGUGCUUCGCGUGCUAUUUAUUACAGUACUCCGACAUUGUCUUUCUUGUACAUAAAGCCAGGUUCAGCACUAACGGCGAGGGUUAAGCGUUAUAGAUGCGUAAAUAUUUUCAAUUGUGAGUAUUAUGAAACAUUACUCGGCAACAAACGGAAGAAAAACUGCAUACGUUGUACAAGACCAUGCAAUCAGUUAGUUUUCUAACGCCUUCUUUUUUGCAAUCAGAAAGACAAAAUCACGGCUCCGUGCGUAAAGUUGUUCGAGAUUGGACAUGCUAAAGAUGUCAUGAUUGUACCUUUGGGAUAAAACAUCAUUCUAAGGAAAUCAAGAACCAAAACUGAGGAAGUUCUUCUUUGUUGAUUAUGUAGAAUUGAUUAGGAUUUUAUGGAAACUUUACAGCACUUUUUCUGUUUCACUUUUGUUUCUUCCUCUAGAUGAAAUGCACCUUAAUUUUAAAUAUUGUGAGAAGCCUACCAAUUUAUUUGCAUAUAUUUUUCUGGUUAGCCUUGCACAGACUUCUGUUUCAUGUCCGGAGGUUGUUACUUUCUUCAGAUGUGUGUUAGCAUAGAAUGCAUGUUCAGUGUUGUUAUAAAGAGCCAUUCUUUUGUUUAGAUUACCAUGCAUAGAUAGGAUCAGAGCCCACCUUCACUCCUAAAAAUAAAGGUGCUUCACGAUGCCGUAGAAGAACCUUUUUUGUCUAAAUGGUUCCAUAAAGAACCUUUCUGACGAAAAUGGUUCUUGAAAGAAAAUAAAGAAGCAAAAAUGGUUCUUGUAGGCAUCUGAAGAACCUUUUAAUGUCAGUCAAAAAGUCAUUUGUCAAUAGUCUUGUCAUCUUACUUUUUUAUCUUUCAUGUGAUGUGGAUUCGACUGCACUCAGUACAAAAAAAAAUCCUAAAUGUCUGAAUCCGUGUCCAGUUCAAGUACGAGUCCACCCGAGUUCAUUUAUAAAUGCAGUCUGAGUCCAUGUACCACAACUCUAACGUACAGUAUUUGAGAUCACACAUUUAUGGCCAGUAAUGAGGUGACAAAGGCAGUUAGUUAGUAAAUGUCCUGAUGUUUGACUGUUACCAUGCAACUCUGUGUGCUUGUCAAAUCUAAUCAAAUUAAAAUUAAUUUAUAUAGAUGUAUAAAAAAUAUCUAAAAAAGAAACAAUUGGUCUGAUGUCAUCACACGUUAUGAUUUUAUAUUCUAGAUAUUGCAGUUUUCACUAAUCCCAGAGUGAGGAGUUGCUUUCCCUCCCCCUCCCAAAGUAUUGUGUUCAGUUUUUACAUCUUACACGGUUUUGGAUGUGCGUCGUCACUGACAUAAAUGCUGAAAAAUACGUACUACUAAGCACUCGUUAAAAGUUCAACUAGAGUAGAUGUCGUUUUGAUAUUUGCUGUUCAAAUGCAUGCGAGAGACAACUUAUCAGUGUUUUUUUUUUUUUUUUUUUUUAGAGUAGCCUCGUUAUCUGGUAUCUUAAAUGCGUUUAAAGAAUUUUUUUUUUUUUGUGUGUGUGUGUGUGUAAACGUGUAGAUUAUAUUACAGUCGACAAUCACAUUGGUUUGUUUUUCCCCUCAAGUCUUAUUAAGAUUGAAAGCGCCUCCGUUCUCUUCCUCCAGCCUCCCGCUCCCUCGACCCUCACGGGGAAGAGGCACCGAGAAUAAAAGAGCGUUUCCGCUCGGAACAAGGGCUAUGUAAUCAUUUCAAGUAGUCAAAAGCAAAUGAAGGAAAUGGAUUUCCAAGUCAGAGGAACGCACGGUCUGGUCCUCGCCGUAAAGGCAAACUCCGUUAAUUGCUUGAGGUCAAACAGCAGACUUUAAGUGUUAAAGUCAAACACCACCGGCUCGCUCUCUGGCAGAGUCUGAGCGCUCACUUAACCGGCGGCUGACGUUGUGACCUGUCCGCGGCGAACGUCUCCCUGGUCUGACUAAACCCGAGCGGGAGACUGGAGGUAGACGAACGGACUCCCGUACCGUAGACUCGGCAAGCACAUUUCUAAGUUCUGAGGUUCGGAGCGAUAGCGAAGGAACGAAACCUCCAGACAUGAAUUGAAGCGACUCGACUCUCGACUCACAAGCUGCAUCAGUCUGGCUGAAACUGAAAGGGUAGUGCCUUUAUUUUGGGAGACUUACUAAGGUGGUAGAAGUGACCUUUGAUUCUAAAGAAACACCUUUUAUCCCAACGAAGCAACGUGGAAGGUGAUUUUACUCAAAUGCUUGGUCAUUUUUCGUAGGUAGAACGUGCACUGGUGUGUGUGUGUGUGUGUGUGUGUGUGUGUGCGUGUGCGUGUGAGUGAGUGAGUGUGUGUGUUGUAACUAGGGUUUCAUUGUUGUUCAUUUUUCUUUUUUUCCAUCGGCUGGGCGUUUGUGUCCACCUAGAAAUGAUGUAUUGUUAAAAACCCUCUGCUUUAUGAACUUCUUGCCUUUUGUAGCGCUCAAAGCCCACUGACAAAAAUGGAGCCCUACAAACGGGGAAAGACAGAAUAAGAAGAUUACUUUUGUUAUUUAUAUAUGUUGGUUUGUUGUUUUAUUUCUUCGUUCGUUUGGGUUAUUUGUGCCUCUGGCAGUGAAAUAUGCUUUGGAAUGUCCUUGUGUCCCUGUAGCCAAAAAUACAUGCUAUGUACGUGAACAUGUAUCAAUAUGCAUGAUUGCCAUUAGAAGAUAGGACAUUGCUUGCCCUUUACUAUUAUAUAUAAGAUGUUUCCAAACAGCACUCCAGAGCUGAGCCCAACCACACCAACCGAAUCCGAAGGGUUUCUUGAGGUAUAAAAUACUGAAUGUCUUCUGUUUAUAAUGAAGGUUGUGCACUUUGACAUGAACAGGUUUGUUUCCUUUGAGUUUGGGCUUCGAACGCCGCUACUUGUGGUGGCUAGAGUAAUUUGUAGAUUUCUGUGUUAGGUUUAUUUUUCUGAGUAGAAUUCUUGUUUUUGUUUGUUUUUGUUUUCAAUUAUGAAUCCGACAUUGAAAAUAGACCGUUUUAUCUUCAUAGCAAUAGUACGAUAGUUUACCCAGCAGAUCGAAAAUGAGUUUUCUCCUUUAGCACGUCUCUGAUUUGUGUAACAGUAGGAGCGAAGUAAAAGAAAUUUACCCUUACGACUAAAACGCAGCACUUUGACUCGUGCGAGGAGGACAACUUAAGGUCAAAUGAAACUAUAAGAAAUAGAUUCCAGUUCCACCGUGGUAGAAAGUUCAUGGUCUAUUUAACAUAGUCUUGUGCCUUGAAGUUUCAGUAAUAGAAUUUAUCUUUAUACCGUAGUUGUAUUUUUAUUCCGAGUCCUGUGUUUGCCUCUUGUUGGUAUUCAGUGCUUUGGAUGUAUUAAGGAUUUAUAGAGAUCAAGAAUAUGUUUGCCUUGCUUUAUUUUCUUAAUUGAGAAAAAAAAAAAAAAAGGAUAACAUUAGGGAGAUGUACUUGGGCAAUAUUGACGAUGUAAAAAGCUAUAGGAUUUUGAUGUUUUUUCAUCCCUGAUAUGUUGAACGUUUCACAGAUUAUUGAGUAACGUGUGUUCGUUGGGAAAUAUUCUCCAUUUUAACCAUUCUGACCAUACAAAAUACUUGGCCUCAAACAUAAUCUUCCAUGACAUUUUAUGACAAGAAAAACCAACCAACAAACAAACGUCAACCUUGACCGGAUGGACGACGAGUCUAAGAUCUGCACUUUAUAAAGUAUGUUUCCCGGCAGGACACCCAUUAACUUUUUGUAUGUAUUUUUUACCUGUCCAAAGCUGUUUUGUUUUCAUAUUAUUUUUUAAUUUAGUUUUAAAUAAAAGGGAUGGGUAGUAUGUAUCUAAAAGAAAAAAAAAAUAUACGUUAUUUUAACCAAACAAUCCUACAGACUAGGUGUCAGUGGUUAUUCACCAUCUGCCAAGCUAAGUCCUUGCCUUCCUGAAAGUGAAAAGUAUAGUUUGUGUCUACUUUUAUAGUACUGUGUUACUGUAUCAUUUGUUUGCCGUAUGUAACAGAUACACAAUAGUAAACAACAUUUACCUGCUCUCUGUCUAAAACAUUUAUUUGACUCACAUCACAACAGCAAUGUUAGUGUUGGUAUCUUAUUGCAAGAUUAAGCCUUUUUAUUCAUCAUCACAGUUAUCUAUAAUGUGGUAAUGUGAGGAAAAACAUGAUCAAAAAAACAAGGAAAAGUACUGAAGAUUGUAAUCUGGAAAGCAAAAUCGACGUUUCACUUUCACUUGGAGUUUUUCUCUCAAGUUUUGCAGUUGAAGUUGAAUUAAAAGAAUGCUUGUUGCACAUA